This is a messenger RNA of Paramuricea clavata, 1632 nucleotides long. The record is from the annotation of a GenBank genome assembly. NCBI's taxonomy places the organism in Eukaryota, Metazoa, Cnidaria, Anthozoa, Malacalcyonacea, Plexauridae.
AUGGCCGAUGAUACGCCAACAAAAAGUGUGCCUUUUCUUUCACCAUCAUCCAAUGUUAUUUGUAUCAUCUGUUAUGAAGAUCUGCAAAAGAAAUACGGUAACAAUGCCGGAAAAGCAGGGAAUAAAAAAAUCUUUGGAGACAACGUAAUAAAACUGAGGCUUGUAAGACUGUAGAACAAUUCUUGCAACGUUGUUUAGAUUAUUCAAAGAACUUGAAAUGUAUUUGUCGGUCAUGUUUAAAUCAGUUAAAAAAAGGACAAAAAAUCUUGUCAGAGGGUCAGUUGCAACUUAAAAGCAACCAAGAAAAGGCUGAAGAGACCUUUUUGUGAGUAAGGGUAAAACAUGAAUUAUCCUCAUCGACGGAAGCGACGUCAAAGGCUGUGUCAAAGGCGAGACGAUCAUUGAAUCAAGAUCUUUAUACAAGAAAAUGCUCACAUUUCAGUUCUAGGGGCGGAAAAAUACAAAAAAUUUUAUGGGGGAGAAUACCCCCAGACCCCCUACUAGUACAUACGAUACCACACCAAACUUUUUGUCACCAACAACCUUCUGUCAUCUCUCCACACUCAAUAUAAUAUGGUCCCUUUUUGUAGAUGCCCACCCCCCAGACAAGUUCUUAAAAAAACCCUGUGUUCAAAUCAUUUCGCUGUGUGAAGACGGGUCAUGGGUUAGGGUUAUGGUAGGACAAAUGUUGCAUUGCAAAGUAGUAACACAUAAUAUAUAUAUUUUAAUCAUAUAUGGUUGAAUCAUAUUCACCAGGGUAAAACAUCAUGAGCUAGAUUAAUUUAAACAGAUUGUCCUAAUAUCUAACUUUACCUGCAACGCACACCUGUUUCAUUGCUGUUAAUUUUUCAAAGCACACUGGGGGGGGGGGUCAGAAACGUUUCUACUUUUAUGAGGGGGGAGGCACAAAAAGUUUGCCUUCAGUCUGGAGAGGGGUCAAAAAAGUUUUCAAUCCUUAUUUUCCCCAUUUCCUAACCCCCCUCCCCAUAAAUAAUGACCACUCCCUAAAUUAAUAAACCAUAGAUUUUUUUCAGAUACAAAUUCUAUGGCAUACAUAAGGGUUACUAAGGGUUCAGGAUUAGCUGUCCCCAGCGAAAAUUUGACCCCACCCCUUCUUUUCAUGUAUAAAAUUAUAACUAUCCUGCCCUCCUCCCAAGAAUAUUUUCAAGGGGCCAUAACUGAGAAACCUAGCUACACCACUGGUUAAUUUAAUUUAUAUUGAAUAGAGUACCACUGUAUUACUUAUAAAUUUAGUUAACUGGACAAUUAUACAAUUUGUAGGGUAUAUUAAAUGUAUCUGAUGGUGAAGGAAACAUAAUAGAUUUGAACUUAAAAUACAUAAAAAUUGCUGAAGCUGUUGCACUGGAUAAAACUGAUCAGGAAAUAUGUUGUGCCAUUUGGGAGGUGAAAGAGCUGAGAGAAAAACUGUUAGAGUUGAUUGAACGUAAAGUAAAGGAGGAGGUUGGGAAUGGAUGUGGGCGUAACUUUUCAAGAUGUUUUCGUGCUUCUAUGGCAUCAGAUUUAAAGUCGUUCUCGUAUGAAGAGCAGGAGAAAGAAUUUGUAGAUCAAUGUCCGAUUUUGAACCGAGUAAUAACUGCAGCCGCAGUCAACGAGAGAAAUUUGAAGAAAUAA